Messenger RNA from Dipodomys ordii (Ord's kangaroo rat), 1962 nucleotides. Its product is annotated as endogenous retrovirus group K member 8 Pol protein-like. The coding region runs from base 1 to 1962 and encodes 653 amino acids. NCBI's taxonomy places the organism in Eukaryota, Metazoa, Chordata, Mammalia, Rodentia, Heteromyidae. The transcript has a single exon. Gene Ontology annotation, biological process: DNA integration; RNA-templated DNA biosynthetic process. Gene Ontology annotation, molecular function: RNA-DNA hybrid ribonuclease activity; zinc ion binding; RNA stem-loop binding. The record is from RefSeq and is a predicted model, not a curated record.
AUGCCCCAGACAUUGACCCUGAGAAAAGAUAACUUAAAGACUUUAAAUGAUUUUCAAAAAUUGUUGGGGGAUAUUAAUUGGAUAAGGGGGUAUUUAAAAUUGCCAAAUUAUGAAUUAAAACCCUUAUUUGAUACGCUAAAAGGAGAUACAGAUUUAAACUCCCCACGAGACCUGACUGAAAGCACCCGAUUUGGUCUCAAAAGGGUGGAGGAGGCUCUAAGUGCCACCUGUUUAAACAGGAUACAAGAUGGCCAACCCUUUGAUUUAUGCAUUUUUCCCACUGAGACCCAACCAACUGGGGUACUUUGGCAAAAGGGGCCAUUGAUGUGGUUACACUCUCAUUUUUCCCCCGGAAAGGCGCUGGAGUAUUACCCUGAGGCGGUAGCAGAAUUAGCUAUACAAGGAGUUCAACAGAGUUUACAAUUUUUUGGAGUUUAUCCGCAGUCCAUCAUUGUUCCCUACAGUGCGUACCAAGUUCAGAUUUUAUGUGCCACUAUUGAUAAUUGGUCCAUUUUGAGAUGCAUGUUUCCAGGAGAUAUUGAUAAUCAUUUGCCUAAAGACCCCCUACUAAGAUUUGUAAAGGAACAUCCAGUGAUUUUUCCAAAUGUAACUGCCCGAAAGCCUAUUAGAGGGGCUAUAAAUAUAUUUACGGAUGGCUCCAAAACGGGAUGCGGGGUAUACGUUGCAGGUAACCAAGGUCCCGUACAGCAUCAAUUUGUCCCCGGUAACCCACAGAUUGUUGAGUUAAUGAUUGUAAUUGAAGUAUUUAAAGCUUUCCCCUGUCCCUUUAAUUUAAUAUCAGAUUCAGCGUAUGUAAUAAAUCCUUUAAAAAUAUUGGAAGCGGUUGGUACAAUAAAGGCUACCAGUUCUGUUCUAGCUCCCUUUACCCUGCUACAAUCCCUUAUAUGGCAACGCAAGGAACCCUUUUUUCCAAUGCAUAUUCGAGCACAUGCGGGCCUCCCAGGACCACUGACAAAGGGCAAUGCCCUAGCUGAUGCACACACUCGUGCUGAGUGGGCGCUAUACGCUACUUCUGUUGACUUAGCAAAAGAUUUUCAUGCCAGAUUUCAUGUAAACGUCAGGACUUUACAAAGCCGCUUUUCCCUUUCUAGAGCUGAUGCAGGUCAAGUGAUAAAGGAGUGUCCCCGAUGUAUUAUUUACCAUAAACCCCCUACGUUUGGAGUUAACCCACGUGGUUUAAGACCCUUACAAGUAUGGCAGAUGGACGUGACUCAUGUACCUGAAUUUGGCCGUUUAAAAUAUCUACACAUUUCUGUUGACACCUUUUCGGGUGUUGUACUUGCCACCCCCCUUCCAGGGGAAAAGGCUACUGAUGUAAUAUCUCACUGCCUGGAAGUGUGGGCGGCCUGGGGAAUGCCAAAACAGCUAAAAACUGAUAAUGGUCCGGCCUAUACUGGGCAGCGCUUUGUUUCCUUUUGCACUCAAAUGGGUGUUACCCUGGUGCAUGGACUGCCCUAUAACCCUCAAGGACAAGGAAUUGUGGAAAGAGCUCAUCACACUAUCAAGGAAAUGUUACAAAAACAAAAAGGGGGAGCUGGACCCCUGAUGGCUACAGCAAGACAAAGAAUAGCCAUGACACUUUUCACCCUAAAUUUUUUGAAUUUGGAUAACGCUGGUCGCUCAUCGGCGGAUAGGCAUAACUGUUCCACUCCUUCAGCCUUAGGAUCGGCUUUGUGGAAGGAUGUGCUCACGGGCCUCUGGAACGGGCCUGACCCCGUGCUGGUAAGGGCACGAGGAUCUGUUUGUGUUUUUCCCCAGAAUUGCUCGGAUCCAGUGUGGGUGCCCGAACGACUUGUGCGGCGAGUCCAAGAUGAACAGAACCCGGAAGAAACAAAAGAUUGUGUUGCUGAUCAUACAGCUCCUGAUGAUCUAACAGGGACAGGCGGUAGUGAGAUGGGGGAUACUGUCUGCAUUCCUGAGGCCCAUGCCCGUGAGACAUGA